AGGGUCUCCAGCCUGGUCCUUUGUCAUGGAAAGACUUUAGUGUGCUGUUUCAGAGAGAUAGAGGGAUUGAGUGGACUUCAGCUUCAUCACUAAAAGAUCCUAUAAGUAUGUAACGGGGACAGAAAGCAAAGGGCAAAGCUAAAUCAAUGUGAUGAAGAGCAUGCUUCCCCAAAGGAGCGCUGUCGCCACACUGGGCUACAGCUCAGACUGUGUGAAGAUUGAGCACAGCAGUGGCGGCUCAGUGGCUGGCACGAUGCUGAGGGGCUCCCGCUCGAAAGCUGAGCUACAGGAACUCAUGGAGACGCUGCAGCGCAGGAAGAGCGCUCUGGAGGCUAGUCUGAGGGCAGCAGAGUGCAGCCGCAAGUACUUGAGUACAUCUGUAGGAACCCAGCCCACCAGGCCACUGUCGAUCCUCAGUAACACAGAGCGUCCCCCUUCUAGAAACUUCUCUUACAUGACCAGCAACAGUGUGCCGCCGUCACCUCGCCAAGGUGAUCGCCAGCUAAGCUCUAAUGGCUUGCUCCGUCACUCCCAGGCUCGCCACCAAUCCCAAGACAGCUUGCUUCUCUCAGAUGGAAGCUCUAUGGUCUCCUCUUAUGGGGAGCCCAUACCGCGUUCUCCCAGGGUCAAAAGCGGAGCAGCCAGUAUGCCAUCCAGCCCCAGAAUGACCCGCAGGCUCUACUCACAGGGCAAAGCUGCAGGAGACUCCCGUCAGAGGAAGUACUCCACGGGCUCCCUCAACAGCCUGGGUAUGCACAGCCGUUCUCUGCCGCGGCUUCACAAUGCAGCAGAUCCACCUGCGCUGUCACUGCCGUUACGCCACUCAGUAGGUUCCCACAGAGUGGUCUCUGCAGGAAACCGGCGCAGUCUCUCCUCUCUGGAGCAGCCUCCAGAUGUGACAGUACCAGCCAGCAUGCCCAGCACACCCAGGAGGGCUAGCCUGGCCUCUCUGAGCUCUAUGGGAGUAGAGAUUGAUGGGACGGGGUUAGAUCUGGGCAUCGGAGAGAGGAGGUUGUCCUUUGGGAAGAGUGGUUUGAGUCCAGGACAACGGGUGGGCAGCAUCACCUCUCUGAAUGGCAAAGAGGAGCUCAAAGACUACCACCAGCAUCAGAGAGAUGAGCGACUCAGGGAGCAGAAAGUGCAGAGAUUAGAAUGCCAGCGUCUAGAGACCAUCUUAAACCUGUGCACUGAGUUGGGACAGGUAGCGAGAGAGCCAGCGGGAUCAGCUGUUUCUGACCUGCAGAAGAUCAAUAAGGAGCUGGAGAAGCUGCAGGUGUCGGACGAUGACUCAGUGUUCUCCGACUCUCCGAGCAGCACAGCUCAAGAGAGCUGCUUUGGAGCCAAAGCCAGAGACUUCCAACUCUCUGAGGAGCAGCAGGCCAGCCAGCGUCAGCAGAGCGGCUAUAGAGAGGCCAGAUCCCACUCACCUGCUAUCAGUCUCAACAGCAGUGCACCCUCGCCUUCUAUGCACAGAGCCAAAGCUUUGGAGAGCGUGCAGCUGAAACAGGAAGUAACGCACAUAGAGGAAGAAAGAAUCCAAGUUUUGAAUAACAUAGAAGAGCUGGAGCAGAAGAUCAAAGAUCUGGACAACCAGAUGGAAGAGUCUCUUCGAGAGAUGGAGGUGGAGUGUGCUCUGCUGGAAGGAGAACAGGAGUCGGAGAUGGCCCAGCUGCAGAGGGAUAAGGAGCUUCUGGAGCAGCUCAAGGGAAAAAUUCACAAUAUUGAGAAAACGAACCACACUGAGAAGUCACAGGAGACUGAGGAGCAGUCAAAAAGUUUGGAGGACUUGGAGUUUCAGAAGCUGGAGAGAGAAAUUAAGCAAGACGAGGAAAAAGAGAAUCAGAGCCAAGAGCUGCUGCGAGAGAUCGCAGACUGUCAGCGCCUUACUGUCACCCGCAAGGAAAGACUCAUGACGCUCAAGAAACAAUCAUCUCAGAUUACUUUACAGGCUCAGCAGGAAAGGGAGAAUUUCCAGAGAGAGAAGAACAAUUUGCUCGUCAUGCUUCAGAAGGAGAGAGAGAAAUUGGUGUCUUUGGAAGGAAAGUAUGCAGAGCUGUCUGAGGGGCAGACCUUCACUAACAAUCCUGUAGCCAUCAAAGAGCACUUGCACACUUUGAAGGAAAGACGAAGAAGCAGCAAGGAAAAUUCAUCACACCCAAAUGACAGUCUACCUCAUAAAAGAAGCCAGCAGCUGCUCACCACUUAUGGCAGAUCCCUCGGACGCACGCUUCCUCCAAAGCCUCACCUUCCUUUGUCCCAAAGCUCAAGCUGUGGCAGUGUCAUCCCACAAGGCUUCUGCUUCUCCCCUCGGGAGGUGAACCCUCGCCGCUUGCCCAAGACAGGCAACAGCCACGCGCAUGUAAAUGAAGACAGGCAAAGACAGAGUGAUUUUUGCAACAGGUUGGUCUCUGAGCCCAACGUCUUCCUGGACUCUUUCUCUUACCCGGACAACAGCCAGACGUCAGAUACCAUCAGCGUGGACAGCUCUGACAGCCUGGAAACCAGCUUCUCUGCCUGCUCCCCAGACAACAUCUCAAGUGCCAGUACGUCCAAUAUGGCAAAGAUUGAAGAGAUGGAGCGUUUGCUCCGCGAGGCCCAGGCUGAGAAGCUGAGACUCCUCGAGCAUCGAGAGCGGGAGAUGGAGAUACGCAGGCAGGCUCUGGAGGAGGAGAGGAGAAGAAGAGAGGAACUGGAGAAACGGCUGCAGGAGGAAACAAGCAGGAGACAGAAGCUUGUGGAGAGAGAGGUGAAGCUCAGAGAGAAGCAGAGAUCACAGUCCCGGUUGUUGACAAGAUACCACCCAGUUAGAAAAGAUGACUUUGAUCUUCACGGCCACAUUGAAGCAGCCGGACACAACCCAGACGCCUGCUUCCAUCUGGCCAUCACUGAUAAAACCUGUCGCGGGUUCCUCGUCAAAAUGGGAGGAAAGAUCAAGACGUGGAAGAAGCGCUGGUUUGUCUUUGACCACAAUCGCAGGACACUCACAUACUAUGCAGACAAACACGAGACCAAGAUGAAAGGCGUCAUUUACUUCCAAGCCAUAGAGGAGGUGUACUAUGACCAUUUAAAGAAUGCGCACAAAAGCCCCAACCCCUCGCUGACCUUCAGUGUGAAGACCCACGAUCGGGUGUACUACAUGGUGGCUCCAUCCCCUGAAGCCAUGCGUAUCUGGAUGGAUGUUAUUGUAACCGGUGCUGAAGGACACAUGCACUUCAUGGUGUAACAGAGCUACAAUUAUUGUUAGUUAGGUUACCUAAAAAAAUUUAAGCUUCAGUUUACACUUGUAGUUGUCUACAAAUGAGCUUGAGCAUAACUUCUGCUCAAGUACAGACUUUGUAAUGUAAUCUUGUAUAAGUAGAUCAAAAGAAGUGGCAUGAAAGUUUCAUAAUCAAGCUGUUUACUUCUUUCAGCACUUAAAACUGUAGCUGUUGCAUUUUCCAGUUUUUCUUUCCCCAAUACCCUCUUCCUGUUUAAUCAGCUCCCCUUCUAAACUGCGGUACGCCCUAAUGCUGCUUCACUACAGAUGUAUGGCUGUCCAACAGCUUUCUUUAAACUGUGGCCACCUCUUGCUUUUUUCCAGCUGCAGUCUGGUUGCACUCCGCCUUUAGUCAGACUGAAAUUUUUUUCCCCUGAAUGACUCUGAUGUAUUAUUUCGAUAUCGUCACUAAUAUUCAAUUAUUAGCAAUACUGCAUUUUAAAGUCAGUCACUUUGAAUGCUGCUGCCAGCAUAAGCUCACUUAUGCUUAUGUGUGCAUCACUUCCAUUUAAACGAACGAACCAUUUUUCUUCACACAUGCAAAUUACAUUUGUGAAGGAUUAUUGUAGGCACUUUGUGACUUUAUUGUUUUAAGUUAUUAGCAAUUUUAGGCAAAUAUUUGACUCCUAGAGGCAGAAAAUGACCACAGUGCAGUUAGAUUCCUCUGUCUGUAGCUGUGGCUGCAGGCCUGACGUGAAUGAAGCCAUGCUGUGCAGCGGUAAUGCUGUAUGUGCUGCAUCACCUACGUUCCUCACACCUUUCAUAUCUGCGUUUUCACCAGCAGAGGUCCUCAGCGAGCCCUCAGACUGGAAUGACGUAAUCCUGUGCUCUGGCCAAACUCACUUAGUAUAUAUGAGUAAUUAUUGAAAGCUUUAAUAAUCUACAUGUUUAAUCUAAUCUGUUUACUUGUAAAGCCUAGUUUAUUGUGCAGUGUUUAAUAUUUAACGUAUUCUCUGGCUGUGUUUGAUAAUCAAAGAUCACUGUCACACCAGGUGACGAGCUGUCGGGGUACAGACUGCAGGGCUCACUGUAGAGUGCAGAUCAGGCUGCAGAGCUGACAGUGUUGCAGGUGAAGUUGUUGCUUGUUUGGUUGAUGCCUCUCUGUGACGAGAGGCGUUUGCCAGGUAAACAUCUCAUCCUUGUGCUGUUGUGCACUGUGUGAAACAUAAGCCUUGAAACCCCCCAAAUUACUGCAUUUAUAUAUACAUAUAUAAAUAUUUUUGAAUACACUUCAUAUUUUAUAUUUUGUUUAUAAACAGUAACUCUAUGCAACAGAUUUUUAUACUCAACGUGUGUGAUAAAUAAAUAAUUAUGAUCAUGAAUCACAUUGUUAAAGGUAUAUUAUUUCUUAAUGUGGUGUCGGUACAAUACAUGCAACUUACGCAGUAAUGAGCAUGUGAACUAAACUGAUAAGAAACCAAAAAAGUGAAUGGUUUUCAAAUACAAAGGAGAUUUAGAAAAGGCAAACAAAUGAAACGUGUGUAUUGCAUUUAGCACCUUUAAAUAAAUACAUAAAGGAACAAAUAUUAGAAGAUAAUAUUGGAACACAACAGAUAUACUGCUAAUGCCUCCAGAAUGUCACUUAAAGUUCACGAAUUGUGCCAUAAAUGUCUUUUGCUGCUAAAAAAAAUAAUUAUAUAGGAUAUAAAAUAGUAUAUUCCACUAAAUAACUUAGUGUAAUUUAAUUUUAAACCCUAUAGCAUCUAAUAACUGGUCUUAUGUGCUGUUCAUGUGCUCAUUAACGCACUCAUGUUUGAAACCCCGCCUUCCGACACCGCAGCCUUUUAUUGGUUGACCUAGUGGGGUUGGCAUGGAAACAAAGAAUGAAGCAUGCUAAAUUAGGUUCUAAAGAGGCACGUAGCCUCUCCAGAGGCAGAAACAGACACACAAACACAGACACGCCACAGAAAGCCAGGUUGGCCUCGGUGCAUUAUGGCUGCUGUAGUUUGUGCUAAAUAAUUGGGGCGGUGGGGGGGCUGUCUUCAGAGAUAGCGAGACUGUGUGCACGGAAACAGACAAAACAAUCUGUAUAAACACUGCGGAGACAGAUCAUACAACAUAGCAUAAAAGUAUUUUCCACUAACACACACACACACACCGUUGUUGCGCGGUGCUCUCGGCUGUUAUCUUUAUCACUUACAGUAUGAAAUCCAGACUGCUGGAUAAUCAUGUGAAUGGAUGCUGACACAAAGCAGCAUUCACGUACACAGGAUCACACCAGCGUUUUCCAGCGAUGGAGAGCAUAAUGUCGUUAUCACCUUGUGGCACAGUGUGAGCCUGCAACUCAAUACCUCCUCAGAUAGACGUGAUUAUAAAUCUAUAGACAUUUAUGUAAGUGUUUAAAUCUCAGUGUGCAGGUGUUAUGCCAGGAAGCAAACAUGUGUUGUGUCAGGGCCUUAGGGAGCAACUGUUCCUUUCUCAGGAAGACGUGUUGCCCUCGAUAGCCUGCAUCGACACCUGAUGUGGUGAAGUCCUCGUGUUUUUCUCUUCUCGGCCUGCGCCCUCUGGCUUUCAAAAUCAAACAGAGGUCUUUUUGUGUCACCUCUGCAAUUCUCAUUUUGUAAAUCAAAAGAACAUUCAGCCUUUACUCCCUCUUCGUAACGCAACAGUCCUCUUAACAUCAUCCCAUGACUCAGAUCAGUUUCCCAUCCUUAACCUGGGGUUUUAGCUUCAUCUGCUAUUAACCAGUCAAAUUUUUCAUGCAUUUUCUGUCUCUGUGCAGCAUUAAUAAAUGAUCUUUGUUGCUCAUUCCACCUUUUUUUUGUAAUAAAAUUAUCGGCUUGUUCUUUUCCGCAGUGAUAUUAAACUCCAAAGCAAAUCA
Messenger RNA from Oreochromis aureus, 6077 nucleotides. RefSeq names its product pleckstrin homology-like domain, family B, member 2a (gene phldb2a). Bases 152 to 3223 code for a protein of 1023 amino acids. The transcript has 17 exons. NCBI's taxonomy places the organism in Eukaryota, Metazoa, Chordata, Actinopteri, Cichliformes, Cichlidae. Gene Ontology annotation, cellular component: basal cortex. Gene Ontology annotation, biological process: regulation of microtubule cytoskeleton organization. The record is from RefSeq and is a predicted model, not a curated record.